GCGUAAGCGACUGGAAGAAAAGCGAGAGAAGGAAGAACAUCGCUAUCAACAGGCUAUGGCUGCCGAUGCAAAACAGGCAGAAGCGUUGCGAAUCGCAGAGGAGCAAAGAUUGGCAGCAGCAGAACGUGAACAGCUGGAUGGGAUGAUUGCGACGAGAUUGUCGCGUGACAGCGGUCGAGCGAUGAUCGACACGCCUACGACAAGCAUGUCAACGAGCUCAUCGACAGAUUCGUCGAAGCCAAAAGGGAAACACGAUUUGUCUGCAUGGCGUUAUGCUGAACUCAGAGAUGCUAUCAACACCAGCACAGAUAUGGAUCUGUUGCUGGCGUGUAAGGAGGAGUUCCAUCGUCGUCUUCGUAUCUACAACGCUUGGAAGUCACGGAAUCAAAGUGAAUGCAACUCAGCUGCUGCACCAAGAGCACCGAACGCUGUCUAUGCAAACGCACAAAAACGUUCAAUUAUUGCACCGCAGGUGAAUCCAGCUCUGACAAUGCAAAGAUAUUUCAAGGUCCCAUUUACGCGCCCAGCUGAUAUUUACAAGAAUAAUAAUAAUAACGGACUAAUCACAGAUUCUCGUUCCGUGCAGAAUGGAUUGUGGUAUGCGCAUUUCAACGGUCAAUGGAUUCAACGACAAAUCGAAAUGCAUCCCAACAAGACACCUGUGCUGCUUUGUGUUGUAUUGUUAUGGCUGUUCGUUGUUUCAGGUCGAGAUGACCUUCGAAUGUGCGAAAUUCCGCUCGAUCAGACUGGCUUGACACGAAAGAAAGGCGCCGAAAUCCUAGAAUCUGAGUUCGAAACCGUAUGGUUGCAUUUGGGCGGUGCUCCGACUCAAAAAUGGCGACCGUAG
Messenger RNA from Angiostrongylus costaricensis, 847 nucleotides. NCBI's taxonomy places the organism in Eukaryota, Metazoa, Nematoda, Chromadorea, Rhabditida, Metastrongylidae. The record is from the annotation of a GenBank genome assembly.